ACAUUUUCCUUGCGAUGCGCAUUAUGCACUUGCCCUCCGAAUUCCUCUGCGGUCUUACUCUCCAUAUAAGAGGCCAGUGAAGGGAUCGAUUUUGUUUUAGUUGGCCGCACAAGAGCGAGGAUAUUCAACUUUCUAGGGUUUUUGCUCUUCAAACCCAUCCUAAAUGACCAAGAGGACCAAGAAGGCUGGUAUUGUUGGGAAGUAUGGCACCCGAUAUGGUGCUAGUCUGCGGAAGCAGAUUAAGAAGAUGGAGGUCAGUCAGCACAGUAAGUUCUUCUGUGAAUUCUGUGGGAAGUAUGCAGUGAAGAGAAAGGCUGUGGGUAUCUGGGGAUGCAAAGACUGUGGCAAAGUGAAAGCUGGUGGUGCUUACACCUUGAAUACUGCAAGUGCGGUCACCGUCAGAAGCACCAUCCGCCGUCUUAGAGAGCAGACUGAGAGUUGAUUACGUCAAUGUUAUAUUGCGAUUGUUUUGGCAUAUGGAUCGUAUUGUAAUUUUGAAUGAAGAUGGCUUAAAUGGAUUUAUCGAUCAGAUAUUUAGUUUACUAGUUGAGAGCUUUUUGGAAA
Hevea brasiliensis (rubber tree) is the source of this 564-nucleotide messenger RNA. Its product is annotated as 60S ribosomal protein L37a. The transcript has 5 exons. Gene Ontology annotation, biological process: translation. Bases 164 to 442 code for a protein of 92 amino acids. The record is from RefSeq and is a predicted model, not a curated record. Gene Ontology annotation, molecular function: structural constituent of ribosome. Gene Ontology annotation, cellular component: ribosome. Lineage: Eukaryota; Viridiplantae; Streptophyta; Magnoliopsida; Malpighiales; Euphorbiaceae.